Cucumis melo (muskmelon) is the source of this 2010-nucleotide messenger RNA. RefSeq names its product O-fucosyltransferase 38. Gene Ontology annotation, cellular component: nucleus; cytoplasm. The transcript has 11 exons. Bases 319 to 1836 code for a protein of 505 amino acids. NCBI's taxonomy places the organism in Eukaryota, Viridiplantae, Streptophyta, Magnoliopsida, Cucurbitales, Cucurbitaceae. The record is from RefSeq and is a predicted model, not a curated record.
UAGACAGCUAAACUAGAGAGGAAAAAGAAAAAGUUAAUUAUUACUGACUAAUUAUUCUCUUACCGAGAAGUAGGUUUAAACCACCACUGGAUACGUUGUUGUCGGAAGAAAACAGAGGAGAAGAAGAAGAGAGAGAACCCACUUCUGAAAUUAUUUCGGAUGUAGCAUCGAUUGAGCCCAAUUGCUCGUAUCAAUCUUACGCUGACUCCUAGAAUGUUUCACUUGGAACGAGCUGAUUCUCUGCAUCACAUUGCUCCACGCGCCAAAAAUUGUUGAAGAAUAAUCGAGAGAUAGAAAUGAUCGAGAUCCGUAGCUGAAAUGGUGAACCGAAGCUUUGUCCAACACAGGAACCCACCAACUUCCAGAUUUAUCAUACGAAAAUCAUUCUCCCCUUUUGCUGUUACCCUUUUCUUGAUUUUCAUUUUUGCUUCUUCCAUAUUCGUUUUCUUGUUCUGCACCAGAAACAUACUGGAAGAUGAACAGAAACCGUUGUUUUCAAAGCCAGAGAAAUUUCAAUCGAAACCUGAGCUGAAAUCUGUUGAUCACCUAUGGAAUGCUCCAUCGAGCUAUGGCUUCCAUCCCUGUGUCAAGCCUACAUCAAGAUAUGAAGCUGCCCAAACUUCAGAUCAUUACAUCACAGUGAGAAGUAAUGGAGGACUAAAUCAAAUGCGAGCUGGUAUUUCUGACAUGGUGGCUGUGGCACGCAUCUUAAAUGGGACCCUAGUUAUUCCUCAAUUGGAUAAACGUUCGUUUUGGCAUGAUACGAGUACAUUUUCAGAUAUUUUCGACGAACAUCACUUUAUCAAAACCUUACAAAGUGAUGUUAAGAUAGUGAAGGAGCUUCCCAAGGAAUUGGAGUCUAUUCCCCAUGCUCGUAAGCAUUUCACUUCAUGGGCUGGCUUUGGUUACUAUGAAGAGAUUGCACGGUUAUGGAGAGAUUAUCAGGUUAUUCAUGUUGCAAAAUCUGAUUCUCGAUUAGCAAAUAACGACCUGCCCCUAGAUAUACAAAGGCUCAGAUGUCGUGCAAUGUAUGAAGCCCUUCAUUUUGCUCCACCAAUUGAGAACUUCGGAAAGAAGCUGGUCGAGCGGCUUAGGUUGCGUGGAGAAAGAUAUAUUGCCCUUCAUUUGAGAUAUGAGAAAGACAUGCUUUCCUUCACUGGUUGUACUUAUGGUUUGACUAAUCUUGAAGCCGAAGAGCUAAAAAUAAUGAGGGAAAAAACUCCUCACUGGAAGAUAAAAAUUAUAAACUCAACGGAGCACAGAAUGGAAGGCCUUUGUCCGCUUACUCCCAAGGAAGUGGGAAUAUUCCUGCAGGCUCUUGGUUAUCUUCCAUCAACAUUAAUCUACAUUGCCGCUGGGGAAAUCUAUGGUGGUGAUUCUCGACUUUCUGAGCUUUCUUCUCGGUUUCCAAAUAUUGUUACCAAAGAAACACUUGCAACAGAGGAAGAAUUGAAGCCAUUCAUCAACCAUGCUUCUCAGAGUGCAGCACUUGAUUAUAUAAUUUCAAUUGAGAGUGACGUUUUUAUCCCAACUUACUCCGGGAACAUGGCAAGAGCUGUAGAGGGCCACCGGAGAUUUCUAGGGCACCGCAAAACCAUCACUCCAGAGAGAAAAGGACUUGUUGAACUUUUUGAUAAGCUGGAAAAGGGACAGCUAACAGAAGGUUCCUCGUUAUCAGAUCAUGUGCAGCAGAUGCAUAAGAACAGACAGGGGGGUCCAAGGAGACGAAGAGGUCCACAGGCUGGAAUAAAGGGUCGAGCACGAUUCAGAACCGAAGAAUCAUUCUACGAAAACCCAUAUCCAGAGUGUAUAUGUAAAUCUAAACAACAGCUCUGAAAUUACAUGAAGAUGCAGCAGAGCUAUGGGGGUUAUCCUUAGCAUUUUUGAACCUACUUACAAGUGACUUGUAUCGUUAGAAAGUCCUGAGAUGUUGAAGUGUAGGAACCAGUAUGCUCCUCAUAUCAACUUGUAUCUCAUAAAUCAAGCAACCCGAUUUCACCAUUUUUGUUA